Messenger RNA from Nerophis lumbriciformis (worm pipefish), 453 nucleotides. Lineage: Eukaryota; Metazoa; Chordata; Actinopteri; Syngnathiformes; Syngnathidae. The record is from RefSeq and is a predicted model, not a curated record.
AUGUCGGCCACUCCGGAGCACAACCACGACCCUUCCAACAAAGCCUUGACAGUGUUUAGCGGUUCCUCCCCGGAGGACGUGUCCCACGCCCGGCGGCUGUGGAGCUCACUGUGCAUGCCGAGCCCGCUCGAAUCUCGCCUGGUGUCGGCCGACAUCCCGCAGAGAUUGCCGGUUUCCCGGCCGGAGCGAAUCAUUCAACCGGAACCACCUCGCACCGACGUGCAUAACCUUUUCGCCGCACAGCAGAGGCAGGAGGAGCGGCAAAAGUACAUGGGCAUGGCCGCCCAGAGGAAGGAGACGCUGGCCCUGCUGCGGCGGCAGAGGGAGCAGAGAAUCCAAAAGGAGUUGCUCUCUGCGGCCUUCAAACCCAAAGCACCCAAAGAGAACAAAAUCCCUAAAAAGAAGUCGAGCGAGUUGAGUGUGGAGGAGGAGAUGGUCAGACAGCUGGACUGA